This is a messenger RNA of Crotalus tigris (Tiger rattlesnake), 3418 nucleotides long. RefSeq names its product Bardet-Biedl syndrome 1 (gene BBS1). The record is from RefSeq and is a predicted model, not a curated record. Gene Ontology annotation, cellular component: centrosome; axoneme; BBSome. Gene Ontology annotation, molecular function: patched binding; smoothened binding. Gene Ontology annotation, biological process: non-motile cilium assembly; protein localization to cilium. Bases 256 to 2025 code for a protein of 589 amino acids. The transcript has 22 exons. NCBI's taxonomy places the organism in Eukaryota, Metazoa, Chordata, Lepidosauria, Squamata, Viperidae.
GCCAAGACGAAAGGAAAACUUCAAGUCGGUCUCGGAUGCUGCCCGGCGCUUCCCUGCGCGAGUCACUCUAACGGUCGGAAGUUUAUAAACCCGCAGAUGGGGGACUUCUUUUCGCGGUGAACCUACUUCCCGCCCUGAGGUAUCCAUGACAACGGGUGUCGCAGGCGGGAUUCCUUUUCGCGGUGCACCCAUUGCCCGCCGUGGAGUUUCCAUGGCAACGGGCUUUACGGCCUACUGUGGAGCGCAUUCAAGAAAAUGGCGGCGGCGUCUUGUGGAGGCUCCGGCGACGGGGUUCGCACUAGUUCCAAAUGGCUGGAUGCCCACUACGAUCCAGUCGCCAAUUUGCACACCUUUUCUUCGUGUGUGACUCUGGCUGACCUGCAUGGGGACGGAGACCAGAAGCUAGUGGUGGGCAAUUUUGGCUCCACGGGUCAUGAGAUGAAGCUGAAGGUCUACCAGGGCACCACCCUCUUGAGUGAAAACACCCUGCCAGACUUACCCACGAGCGUGGUUUCCUUUCUGAUGGAGCAACAUGAGCCCUGCAUGCCAGCCCUGGCAGUGGCUUCUGGGCCGUAUAUCUACGUCUACAAGAAUCUGCGUCCCUACUUCAAGUUUACUCUGCCGCCGAUGGAGCCCAAUGCAAUGGAGAAAGUGGUCUGGGACCAGGCAAAGGAGGACAAGGUCGAUCUUCUGUCAAUGAAAGAGAUGCUGGAAGCCAUCCGAGAAAACGCAGAAAUGCCACUAUCGGUGCAGUCUUUGAGAUUCCUGACCCUUGAGCCCCCCGAGAUGGAGUCUUUUGUGAACCAGCACAAGUUCCAGCCCAUCAAACGUCAGACGGUGAUCACUUGCAUGUCGACUCUGAAGAAGAGCAGGGUGGACGAGGACGCCAUCAGCUGCUUGGUAGUCGGGACGGAGAACAUGGAAAUCCUCAUUCUGGACCCUGAAGCCUUCACCAUCCUGUCAAAGGUGGCCAUACCAAGCGUGCCCGCCUUUCUGGAUGUCACCGGCCAGUUCGACGUGGAGUACCAUCUCACCGUGGCAUGUCGGAACGGUAGCAUUUACAUCCUUCGCAGGGACUCCAAACGGCCCAAAUACUGCAUCGAGCUGAGCUCCCAGGCGGUGGGUUUGGUUCGUGUCCAAAAGAACAUCAUGGUGGCUUGUUCAGAUGAGACGCUGCGAGGCUACAGCCAGAAGGGAAAGAAGCUCUGGGCAGUGACGUUGCCAGCUACCCCCAUCACUUUGGGACUCAUGGAUGAGAAAUUUCAAAGUUUCCAGGCUGUGCUGGUGGCGCUAUCCAACAGGGAAGUUCACGUCUAUCAGGACAAGAACCUGGUGAAUGUCAUCCAAGUGCCGGAUGUCGUCACCAGCAUCGUUUUCGGCCACUACGGGCGAGAGGACAACACCCUCAUCAUGACGACCAAAGGUGGCUGUCUGAUCAUCAAGAUCUUGAAACGUACCAGCACUUUCCAUAAGAGGGAUGCAGCAGCCGGUGUCCCCGUUGCCCAGAAUGCCAAACUCAACAUCCCCAAAAAAACAAAACUCUACGUGGACCAGACCCUGCGGGAACGAGAAUGUGGAGUAGCCAUGCACCACGUCUUUCAGACAGACCUCAGCCGUAUCCGUCUCACGGCGGCCCGCGCUUACGUCCGGGCGCUGGAGUGCAGCCUGACCCCCGUCUCGGAAUCCCUGCAGGAGCCACUCAAGCUGAACGCCGUGGUGCAGGGCAUGGGCCCCACGUUCAAACUGUGUCUCAAUCUCCAGAACAUGUCUGAGACUCGGGCGAUAGCAAAUCUUCUCAUUUGCUUCAUUUACGACGAAAACCAUUAUUCCGUGGAGCGCCCGUUCUUCAAGGCUCCCAUGUUGAUCCCAGGACUGAAUUAUCCUUUGGCCACCUUUGUCGAGUGUCUCAGUGAACAAGCGAUCUCGGAUGUUAUUAAGGUGUUUGUGCUCCAGGAAGGCAGCAGCCAGCCGCUGCUCACGGCCCACAUUAGCAUGCCCGUGAGCGAAGGCUUGACAGCUGCGUGAACCGCUUCCGAGGGGAGGACCCGCGCUCAUCCAUCUCAGUACAGCCUUUCUUGACCGCCUCGACACAACGGCCAGGAACAGGGGGAGAGGAGUCCCAGUGCUGGAAGAAGUAGCCUCUUCCCAAAGGCUGGAAGAAGAUUCCCGUUUGCUGCUUAAGGAGCAAGUCCCACCCAGGCAGAGCCGCAGCAAAGGGAGGAGCUCCGCCCAAAAAGUUUUCAGCUCCUCGGAGAACACACUGUCGGGAGCAAAUCCUCCAGCGAGCCAGGACGGUGAUGUGCCAGUUGCUGCACUUAGACCACCCACCCCGACUGACGUCCAGCAUGACCCAUCAGGUGCGAGAAGAAUGGGCCAAAGAAAGAAGGUCUUUGGACCCCUCCAUUGGGGGACGGCCUCUCAAUGUAAUCUCCAAUCAGACACUGGUGAGCCAAAGAGGGGGCUGCUUACAGAUCUCGCAACGUGUCACCCUGGAUGAUCUCGGCUGGCAAAGUUGGGUGCUGAGCCCCACUUCCUUCACCUUCACCGAAUGUCUGGGGUGCCAUUGUCACCGCAUCAAAGAAGACACACAGCUGGAUCUCUGGAGCCUAGCUUGCGGCCUCCAGCAGCCAAGCCAUCAAGGCCAGGUGGAUGCCCAACAGAGACGCUGCUGUCGGUCCCGCAAGACCCCGCUCCCCUUUCUGUUCCUCAAAGAGGACGCCUCCUUGAAUCUGCAGACGGUCCGCCUGGCCCACGAUUGUCACUGCCGGCCCUGAGCCAAGACCCCAAGCCCCUCGCCCAGCCCCCAGAAGUCUCCUGCACGGGGAGGGGGGGGCACUGACGGUCAGCAAGCCCCCCCUCCUCUCUUUGCAGGGAGAGCAUUGCUGGGGAGGGGAGGAAAAACCAAACUUUUUACAUUUUGUUUUCUCUUUUUUCAAACACACAAACACAGUCCCUGGGAGAGGGGCUGGGGGAGCCCCUUUUCCACAGCCCCCACCCCACCCAUUGCAAACACGAGCCCACCGCUGCACCGCGAUGCAAAGCUGCUCAGAACAAGGUCUACUAGGUGCGGGUGGCGCGAGGCAUCCUGGGAGUUGCGGUUUAGACGAGGGAGCUGACUCGGGGGUCCCAACCUGACCCUCGGGUCACGUUGCCUCUGGGUUUGGAUGGCUUGACGGAAAAGGAAAAUUUUUUUUUAGCCAGCUUGUCCAGCUGCCCUUCAGCCCUUGUUGUCUGUGCACCUUUAACCGCAGCUAAAAGCAGAUUCUCACCCUUCUAAGCCAUCGUUUGCUACAGCAAUGUUUCUCAACCUUGGGAACCUCAAGACGGGUGGGCUUCAAUUCCCAGAAUCCCCCAGCCAGCAUGCUUUAAGAUAUAUGGACUUCAACUCCCAGAAUUCCCCAGCAGCAUCCUUUAAGAG